UUUGAUGGAAGUUUUGCAUCCCCAGAUGACUGAAUUGGAUGGAUAUACCAUUCCCGUAUUUUCUGUGAAUGAAUGCCCUGAUGAUGAAUUCAGCUGGCAGAAAGCAUCAAAAAGACUGAACUGCAGUAGCGACAGUUCCCUGAAGUACAGAUAUCACUGUGUUUCAAAUACACAAAGAACUUCAUUGGUCGAGUUCUGCUAUGAUGCUACUAGACCACUUGUUCAAAAAGGAAACUGUAUGGAAUUGGCUCAGAGCACUACAUUGAAUCAGUAUGCGUGCAAUCAAUCAUUCCGCUUUGGAUGUCCUCAGACUUACUACUACAGCGACGUGUCUUUUAAAUAUCCUUUUUGCACCUUGAUUGAAACAUCGAAGAAAUGUUAUAUUGCAGAAUCAGGCUGUUUAGUACAGUAA
This is a messenger RNA of Saccostrea cuccullata (small rock oyster), 412 nucleotides long. RefSeq lists its product as uncharacterized. The record is from RefSeq and is a predicted model, not a curated record. Lineage: Eukaryota; Metazoa; Mollusca; Bivalvia; Ostreida; Ostreidae. The transcript has 4 exons. Bases 5 to 412 code for a protein of 135 amino acids.